UGAGGGCGGGUUUUCCGGUUCCAGGUUAGAUUGAUACAUUGCACCGCUGUCAGUCUGUGAGAUAGGAGUGUGAAUCUCCGGCGGGAAGCGUGCUGCCCAACUCCUCAUUCAGCCGACUGCGUUUACUGAUACCAUUUAGCAUGACGUGUCUCAGACAAAAUAUUCUGUUUGGGAUGGGAAACCCCCUUCUUGACAUAUGUGCUAUCGUGGACAAAGAUUUUCUGUGCAAGUAUGGGUUGAAGACAAAUGACCAGAUCCUGGCUGAUGAGAAACACAAAGGACUGUUUGAUGAACUUGUGAGUAAGUUCAAAGUGGAAUAUCGUGCGGGUGGCUCCACACAGAAUUCAGUCAAAGUAGCCCAGUGGAUGAUUCAGCAGCCCCAUAAAGUAGCAACUUUCUUUGGGUGCAUUGGAAAAGAUAAAUUUGGUGACAUCCUGAAGGAAAAAGCUGAAGAAGCGCAUGUUGAUGCCCAUUACUAUGAGCAAAGUGAACAACCAACUGGCACUUGUGCUGCCUGCAUCACUGGUGACAACAGGUCUCUUGUCGCUAAUCUAGCAGCAGCAAAUUGUUACAGAAGGGAGAAGCACUUGGACCUGAAGGAAAACUGGCAGCUGGUGGAAAAGGCCAAAGUGUAUUACAUUGCCGGCUUCUUUAUUACAGUCUCAACAGAAUCCAUUCUGAAAGUGGCAGCACAUGUUUCUGAAAGCAACAAGACCUUGGGCCUAAAUCUAUCAGCUCCAUUUAUCUCACAGUUUUUUAAGGAGGACCUGAUGAAAAUAAUUCCCUAUGUUGACAUCCUGUUUGGAAAUGAGACGGAGGCUGCCACUUUUGCUAGAGAGCAAGGCUUUGAGACAGAAGAUAUUAAGGAAAUUGCCAAGAAAGCACAGCGUUUGCCAAAGGUGAACAAAAAGCGACAACGUAUCAUAGUUUUCACACAAGGAAAAGAUGAUACUAUCGUGGCCACAGCUGAUAAUGUGACUGCUUAUCCUGUCUUGGAUAUUAAACAAGAUGACAUUGUCGAUACAAAUGGAGCUGGUGAUGCCUUUGUUGGAGGUUUCUUGUCCCAAUUGCUGUAUGAUCAACCCCUUGAGGAAUGCAUCCGUGGUGGCCAUUAUGCAGCAAAUGUCAUUAUCAGGCAUUCCGGCUGCACAUUCCCGGAAACUCCGGACUUCCAUUGACCUCUCCGUACAACAAAAACGUGGGAUCAAAACACCCUUUGCCAAAUUACAGAGCAGGGAGAAAUGUCCAUUUAAAAUGAAUAACCUCUCUCCAUUUCCUCCCCUAAAACUCCUGUAUUAAGCUUUUUCUUCAUUUUUGUGGGUCAAUUACUGAGAUUGAUAUUUAGAAAAAAUUUAAAAAGUGAAUAAGGUAUAAAAAUAUUUUGGUCAAAUUGAUGGUCAAAACCAGUCAGCUUUGAAGUUCAUUUGUAAUUAUUGUUUACAUCUCGAUGAAACUUUGAAAUGUUGAUUUUAAUGGUGAAUGCUUGAGUCGUUAAUAUUAUCCACCUAAUGGUAAUUAUGGUAUCAAUAAUAGAUGAAAACAGGUGGUCAAAUCUACACUGACCAUUUUAUUUAAAUGCUCAAAUUGUAAAAUCUGUUUUCUUCAGUUUGUUCUGACUGAAUUUUUAAUUUGGCCCAGAGUGGGAAAUAUAACAAAUCUCAAGUCAUGUUUGAAAGAGAUGAAUUGGAUUAUUCUGAAAUUGUUUCUGUUUAGCAGAUUACCUCAGAUUUUUUUUUUGUUUUUGAGUUUGUUCAGAAAAGUAAAUUUAUGUAGCAAGAAGAAAAUAAGUUACAAAAAUAUUUAUGCAGGUAAACCUUAACAUGUAAAACCAAAUCAGGUCUGCGAAUGCUGUUUUUAGACGUCUUGAUGCAUUGUAAUUGUUUGCAUUCUGUGACAAUGUUCAGCAACAAACAAGUACACACUGCUAAGAUGAAGAGCUCUUUAUAAUUUGUUAUCUACAAUAAACAAGGAUGAUUCU
Molecule: messenger RNA, 1978 nt
Organism: Mobula hypostoma (lesser devil ray)
Lineage: Eukaryota; Metazoa; Chordata; Chondrichthyes; Myliobatiformes; Myliobatidae
Product: adenosine kinase-like
Exons: 11
Coding region: 141-1178 (345 amino acids)
Biological process (GO): purine ribonucleoside salvage; purine nucleobase metabolic process
Cellular component (GO): cytosol; nucleus
Molecular function (GO): adenosine kinase activity
Source: RefSeq, a predicted model, not a curated record